This is a messenger RNA of Lepisosteus oculatus (spotted gar), 1532 nucleotides long. RefSeq names its product ganglioside induced differentiation associated protein 1-like 1 (gene gdap1l1). The record is from RefSeq and is a predicted model, not a curated record. Lineage: Eukaryota; Metazoa; Chordata; Actinopteri; Semionotiformes; Lepisosteidae.
UCGCUGUGAUGUAAUACACACAGAAUUGAUUUGAUGUUUUCCACGGUGCUGUGGCGAACCUGGGCUUUGGCAGGGAUGUGACGCUGAUCGUUUUCACGGCUUUCGGGACGUUGACGCGGCACAGCCUCGCUGAACUUGCUCGGCUUCCUGCGAUGCUGCUGUCCCCAGCCGGCCAGCCGACUCGAUGAUGCUCUGUUCGUGGUGCUGAAGUUCCCUGCGCUCUCUUUCUCUCUCCCUCUCUGUCUCCGUCUCUUGUCUCCCCCCCUCUCUCUCUCGCUCUUUUCUCUCUCCUACGCUCCCCACACAUCCACACGAACACUCUGUCAUGGCGUCUUCCAACAAUGUUACCCCUACUAACUGUAGCUGGUGGCCAAUUUCAGCCAUAGACGAAGACGGCAAGAUCGCGGAUGGUGAGGAAAGUCAGGAAGCAGCGUUAGACUGCAAGCCCACCUCGAAAAACAGGCUCGUUUUGUACCACUGGACGCAGUCUUUCAACUCGCAAAAGGUGCGUCUGGUGAUCAACGAGAAGGGCUUGUUGUGUGACGAGCGCGACGUGAGCCUGCCCCUGACCGAGCACAAGGAGCCCUGGUUCAUGCGGCUCAACCUGGGCGAGGAGGUGCCCGUCUUGAUCCACGGCGACACCAUUGUCAGUGACUACAACCAGAUUAUUGAUUACUUAGAGAAAAACUUUGUGGGAGAGAACGUCCCCCAGCUGAUCCCCGAGCCUGGAUCUCCUCUCAAUGCCCGAGUCUUGCAGUACCGCGAGCUCCUGGACACACUGCCCAUGGACGCUUACACGCACGGCUGCAUCCUGCACCCAGAGCUGACCACCGACUCCAUGAUCCCAAAGUACGCCACUGCUGAAAUACGUCGACACCUGGCCAACGCUGCCUCAGAACUGAUGAAGCUGGACCACGAGGAGCCUCAGUUGACAGAGCCAUAUCUAUCCAAGCAAAAAAAACUCAUGGCUAAGAUUCUUGACCAUGACAACGUGAACUACCUGAAGAAAAUCCUCAGUGAGCUCGCCAUGGUGCUUGAUCAAGUAGAAGCCGAACUGGAGAAGAGGAAACUAGAAUAUCAAGGUCAAAAGUGUGAGCUGUGGCUCUGUGGGCCACAUUUUACCCUCGCCGAUAUCUCACUGGGUUCCACACUGCACCGCCUCAAAUUCCUGGGACUUUCAAAGAAAUACUGGGAGGAUGGGAGCCGGCCCAAUCUCCAGUCUUUCUUUGAGCGCGUGCAGAAACGCUACGCUUUCCGCAAGGUCCUGGGAGACAUCCACACCACCCUGCUGUCGGCCGUGCUGCCCAACGCUUUCCGAAUGGUGAAGAGAAAGCCCCCUUCCUUCUUCGGGGCUUCCUUCCUCAUGGGCUCCCUGGGCGGAAUGGGAUAUUUUGCCUAUUGGUAUUUAAAAAAGAAAUACAUGUAGUAAACGCUUCCUGUUGUGUUUAGAGUCUGUGUACUUGUGUGACGUCUCAAGCCUAAUAACUGUAACGAUGUCUGGCGACGGCGACAAAAAAUAAAAAAAACGUAAA